GUUAAGUUGUGGAAGAGGAGGUAGAUUGAUUUGAUUGGAUUGGAGAGAGCGGUGAAUAUCGAAUCUGAUAUUUGGUUGCAAGUGUCUUAUAAAGGCAGGGGCAGGGGGUGUGCAGGGCAGCCUGGCUCUGGCUCUGGCUCAGCCUCAGCACACCAUGGGUCAAGGCCUCAGCUGCAGAGCAGGCAACCACGAGCAUGGCCUCUUCACUGCCGUCCACCACGGUCACCUUCUCACCGUCACCUCCCUCUUAGACCACGACCCUUCUCUCCUCCACCACACCACUGUAUACGAUCGCCACUCUCCUCUUCAUAUUGCCGCUGCCAAAGGCCACAUCCACAUUCUUUCCAACCUUCUCGAUCGAUCUCUUAAUCCUGAUCUUCUCAAUCGCCAGAAGCAGACCCCGCUCAUGCUCGCAGCAAUGCACGGCAAGAUCGACUGUGUCCAGAAGCUUCUUCAAGCUGGAGCUAAUGUUUUGAUGUUCGAUUCUAUUUACGGAAGAACAUGCUUGCAUUAUUCAGCUUAUUACGGCCAUUCUUCUUGCCUUAAGGCAAUUCUUUCUGCUGCUCAAUCUAGUCCUGUCGCUGCUUCUUGGGGAUUUUCUCGGUUUGUAAAUAUCAGAGAUGGCAAAGGUGCAACGCCAUUACACUUGGCAGCUCGGCAAAGAAGGCCGGACUGCGUGCGUGUUCUGUUAGACAGUGGAGCUCUUGUUUGUGCUUCAACAGGUGGAUAUGGAUGUCCAGGGAGCACUCCCCUACAUGUUGCGGCCAGAGGUGGAUCUCUGGAUUGCAUUCGCGAGCUCUUAGCUUGGGGCGCCGAUCGUCUUCAGCGCGACGCAUCCGGGAGAAUACCGUAUGUGGUAGCUAUGAAGCACAAGCAUGGGGCAUGUGCAUCACUGCUGAAUCCCUCGUCUGCAGAGCCCCUUGUGUGGCCCUCUCCAUUGAAGUUCAUCAGCGAACUUAAUCAAGAAGCCAAGGCCUUAUUAGAGCAGGCCUUGAAGGAUGCAAACAGAGAGAGGGAGAAAAAUAUAUUAUUGAAGCCAACCACCUACUCUCUCCCAUCUCCAUCUCAUUCUGAUGAUGAUAAUAUCUCUCAGGUUAGCGAGUCAGCAUUAUGCUGCAUUUGCUUUGAGCAAGAAUGCACAAUUGAAGUCCAGAACUGUGGGCACCAGAUGUGUGCACAAUGCACAUUAGCCCUAUGUUGCCACAACAAACCAAACCCUGCCACGGCUGCCCUUACGCCGCCGGUUUGUCCCUUCUGUCGAAGCGCGAUAGCCAGGCUGGUGGCCGUGAAGGUGGAAGCUCAGGAGGAAGUGGAUCAAGACACCAAUAAUGGUUCCAAACUAAGCAAGUCAUCAAGAAAAACAAGAAACACAAAUGAGGGCGGCAGUAGCAGCUUCAAAGGCCUAUCAUUCGCCAAGUUGGGUAGCCGCAGCUCUGGAAGGAUUGCUGCUGAUGAUGAAUGGAUUCACAAAGACUGAAUGCAAUGCUUCCAUAAUUGGCAACAAGAAAAGGUUACUAGCUAUAUAUAUGUGCUUCACCAGCAAGGCAUGAUCAAAGAAUAUUAUGUAAUUUUGGGAAAUAAGCAAAGUCAGUGGAAGUAAGUGCAAGUGAAGUGAAGUUUGCGGUAGGUACCAAAAACAAGACCAGCAUGUCAUGUUGUUCUACUAGCUAGCUACGAUUGUUGUUAUAAUUAUUGUUACUUGAGAUUGAAGAAGCAUCACUUGGGUCGAUGAUUUUGAGAGUAUAGUCCUCAUUCAAUCAAAUUUUAUUAUACAUUAAACAGGUAAAGUGGACGGGAAUUGGAUUUCUCUUCCAAUAAUAAAUAUUUUAUUAUGAAAACUGUGUAUUUGGUAUUUCUUUGUAACCAUGUGAAAUGAGCAAUAAAAUAUGAAUACGAAAGUGAAGUACUUACUCAUCA
Molecule: messenger RNA, 1917 nt
Organism: Arachis ipaensis
Lineage: Eukaryota; Viridiplantae; Streptophyta; Magnoliopsida; Fabales; Fabaceae
Product: putative E3 ubiquitin-protein ligase XBAT31
Molecular function (GO): protein binding
Source: RefSeq, a predicted model, not a curated record